AUGAUGAAGUCACCAAAGUUUUUAAUGAUAUGAAAGUAAGUAAAUCUUCUACACAAGAGGAGAUCAAAAAAAGAAAGAAAGCAGUUCUCUUCUGUUUAAGUGAUGACAAAAGACAAAUAAUUGUAGAGGAAGCAAAGCAGAUCUUGGUGGGUGACAUUGGUGAUACUAUAGAGGACCCCUAUACAUCUUUUGUGAAGUUGCUACCUCUGAAUGAUUGCCGAUACGCUUUGUGCGAUGCCACAUACGAAACAAAAGAGUCUAAGAAAGACCUAGUAUCUAUUUUCUGGGCUCCUAAAAGUGCACCAAUAAAAAGCAAGAUGAUUUAUGCUAUCUCUAAAGAUGCCAUUAAAAAGAAAUUUACAGGUAUUAAACAUGAGUGGCAAGUAAAUGGCUUGGAUGAUAUUAAGGACCAUUUGACACUUGGGGGGAAAUUGGGAGGCAAUGUAGUAGUUUCACUUGAAGGAAAACCAUUAUAAAAUGACAGUCAAGUGCCAUCUGGAUCUUAAGGAGCUUCCAUAUAUCCUGCUCGGUCUUGGAAUAGUAUUAGGUCUUGUAUUUUUGUUUUAUUUUUUGUGUUUUAGUCCCCUUUCCACUGGGCCUUUCCAACACAAUGAAUGAAGGAGUUAUUUAUUUAAACAGCCUAUCAGUGAUUGCCAUUAGACUGUUUAAAAUGUUACUUUUGUAUAGAACCUAAGGAACGCCUUCCUGUCAUAUUUUAGCCGAAACAACUGGUUAUAUGCCUCCCUUGU
Messenger RNA from Nycticebus coucang (slow loris), 749 nucleotides. RefSeq names its product cofilin-2-like. The transcript is spliced from 2 exons. The coding region runs from base 30 to 476 and encodes 148 amino acids. Gene Ontology annotation, cellular component: cytoplasm; actin cortical patch; actin cytoskeleton. NCBI's taxonomy places the organism in Eukaryota, Metazoa, Chordata, Mammalia, Primates, Lorisidae. Gene Ontology annotation, molecular function: actin filament binding. Gene Ontology annotation, biological process: actin filament fragmentation; cell motility; actin filament severing. The record is from RefSeq and is a predicted model, not a curated record.